AUGACGCAAACCAUCCCUCACACAUUGGGACUUCGACCUGUGUUCAACAUCAGCGCACCACCAUUUUCCCAGUCUCGACACGGUCGCCAUGCACCUCCUGUUCUCUUCCACGUGUACACCGUGAAUGCGGAUUGCCCUCAUCGGCCUUCAGCAACCCGCCUGCAUUGGUGUUUCAUGUUUGCCCGGUCGACUCUUCGCUUAUAUGCCGCUUCUUCUUCGUACAAACUACAUUUGUCAUCCAUUCCCAUUCCACGCACGACCACCGCAGUUGCAAGCAGAUCCCUCUCCAUACCUCCAGCCCGAAUGGCACAAGAGUUCAAGCUCAAGGGCUUGUCCCAGCUCGAUCUGAAAAACCAAGAUAAAGUUGAGGCGGAAGUUGAAGGCAUUGAGGGUGGGAAGGUCCUCGUGGUCAAAGUCGGCGAUCAGAUCCACGCUGUCAAUGCCAACUGUACACACUACGGUGCGCCUCUGAAGAACGGAGUGCUCACACCCGAGGGACGCCUGACGUGUCCAUGGCAUGGAGCGUGCUUCAAUGUCAAGACCGGCGACGUCGAGGAUUCUCCUGCACCCUUUGCUCUGAAUAAGUUCGAUGUGGUCGAGAAAAAUAGCGGUGUUUAUAUCAAAGGCACGGACUCGGAUAUCAUGGGUGGAAAACGACGAAUCAAUAUCAAGACGAAGCCGACUACUCAAGACAGAGUCGUCAUUGUUGGAGGCGGCUCAGGAGCAUUUGGUGCCAUCCUCAAACUUCGCGAGUUCAGUUUCCCCGGUCACGUCACUGUCAUCACCCCCGAAGGGUUACCCAUCGACCGACCGAAACUCUCCAAAGCUUUGAUUACCGACGCCUCGAAGCUCUACCUUCAACCCGAAGAAUGGUAUGCAGACGGUUCCAUAGAUUUUCAAGCCGACACUGUCACAUCCGUCGACUUCAACUCAAAAUCCGUCCUGACCAAGACUGGUAAAUCACUCCCAUACACCAAACUCAUCCUUGCCUCGGGUGGAACACCUCGACGACUACCCCUGCCUGGCUUCAAGGACCUCUCGAAUAUCUUCGUCCUACGCACCGUCAAUGAUACGCAAGCGAUCAUGAACGCUGUCGGCGACAAGGGUAAGAAGAUUGUCAUUGUGGGCUCCAGCUUCAUUGGUAUGGAAGUCGGAAACGCCCUGGCCAAGGAGAACACCGUGAGCAUUGUGGGCAUGGAAUCUGCUCCUUUGGAACGGGCUAUGGGCACGGAAAUAGGCAAGAUUUUCCAGAAUUCACUCGAGAAGAAUGGUGCGAAAUUUUAUAUGAACGCCAGCGUCGACUCAGCUCUUCCAGCUUCGAAACUCGCCGACACCGCAGGCUUGAGUUCGGUGGGCGCGGUCAAGCUCAAAGAUGGCACCGAACUCGAGGCAGACCUUGUCAUCCUGGGCAUCGGCGUCGCCCCUGCCACCGAAUACCUCCGCGACAACUCGAGCGUGCACCUAUUGAAAGACGGUAGUCUGUCGGUCGAUGAAAACUUUGCCGUCAGAGGCCUCAGCGACGUCUACGCCGUCGGUGACAUCGCUACGUACCCAUACAACGGACCUGGUGGAGAAGGCAAACCCGUGCGCAUCGAACAUUGGAACGUGGCACAGAACAUGGGACGCAGCGUGGGCCGGCUUAUCGCCCAGCCUUCGAGCAAGCCGAACCCAUUUAUUCCAAUCUUCUGGUCAGCACUGGGAAGUCAGCUGCGAUAUUGCGGCUCGCCGAUGAAUGGCUGGGACGAUCUGGUAGUCCAGGGCGAGCCAGAGAACGGCAAAUUCGCAGCAUACUACGCCAAGGGCGCCGAGAUCGUGGCUGUCGCCAGUAUGAUGAUGGAUCCCGUCAUGGUCAAGUGUGCGGAGCUAAUGCGUUCGGGCAAGAUGCCGUCCAAGUCGGAAAUUCAAGGUGGAAUGGAUGUGUUGCAGGCAAAUUUGUGA
This is a messenger RNA of Rhinocladiella mackenziei CBS 650.93, 1938 nucleotides long. RefSeq lists its product as uncharacterized. Lineage: Eukaryota; Fungi; Ascomycota; Eurotiomycetes; Chaetothyriales; Herpotrichiellaceae. The transcript has 3 exons. Gene Ontology annotation, molecular function: flavin adenine dinucleotide binding; 2 iron, 2 sulfur cluster binding; oxidoreductase activity, acting on NAD(P)H. The record is from RefSeq and is a predicted model, not a curated record. The coding region runs from base 1 to 1938 and encodes 645 amino acids. Gene Ontology annotation, cellular component: cytoplasm.